AUGGCCUUCAUCUGUGAUAUCAAGGGAUUGUUCCAUCAAGUGAACGUAAAUGACGAGUACAGAAACCUUCUGAGGUUCCUGUGGUGGGACGAAGGCGACGUUGAAGGGCCAUUGGUCGAAUACCGUAUGACAGUACAUCUGUUUGGGGUGGCGUCCUCCCCUGGAUGCUCCAACUUUUCUCUAAAGACGACAGCGGAUGAUUUUAAAGAACAAUGUGGUAAUGAAGCUGCAGAAUUUGUACGUCAUGACUUCUACGUAGAUGACGGCCUGAAGUCUGUUUCAUCAGUAAAAGAAGCCAUCGACUUAAUAGAAAGCACUAAGACCCUUUGCAUAAAAGGGGGCUUCAAAUUGCACAAGUUUAUCUCAAAUCGGAGAGAGGUGAUAGAGGCUAUUCCAGUUGAACAACUAGCGAAAGAAAAUCAAGGAACUGGAUAUGACAAGGGACCUGCUGCCCAUCGAACAGCCUUGGGAGUACAGGGGUUCGUAGAGUCGGAUGAAUUACACUUCGGAGCGGAGCUUAAGGACCGACCUCUAACCAGGCGCGGAAUCCUGUCCACCGUCAGCUCGGUAUAUGACCCCCUCGGUUUAAGAUCACCAUUCCUGCUUCAGGGCAAGAGAAUUCUACAAGGAAUUUUGUAA
Pocillopora verrucosa is the source of this 639-nucleotide messenger RNA. The record is from RefSeq and is a predicted model, not a curated record. NCBI's taxonomy places the organism in Eukaryota, Metazoa, Cnidaria, Anthozoa, Scleractinia, Pocilloporidae.